Beauveria bassiana ARSEF 2860 is the source of this 1389-nucleotide messenger RNA. Its product is annotated as F-box domain-containing protein. The record is from RefSeq and is a predicted model, not a curated record. Gene Ontology annotation, molecular function: protein binding. NCBI's taxonomy places the organism in Eukaryota, Fungi, Ascomycota, Sordariomycetes, Hypocreales, Cordycipitaceae. The coding region runs from base 1 to 1389 and encodes 462 amino acids. The transcript is spliced from 2 exons.
AUGGAGCAUUUGUAUAAGAUUUACACGGUCGUCGCCAGACGUAACCCCGCCAGCACCACCCAAGGCCGCCUUGAUGCAUCACCACCACUGCAACACAACACCAGCGAUAGCACGGCAGCAGAGCUCCAGGAACUCCCUCGCCAGCCCGAGACAACUCAUCUUGCACAGAACGGCUUCCUCGGAGAUGCGAGCGCCGAUGAUACUACCAUUAAGCCGCGCAAGCUCGCCAAGCUCGGCGCCCUCACCAAGACUGUCGGCGUCGGCGGUGGCAGCCUAUCCCGCACUGCUCCGAAGCAGACCAAGAGACAGCUCCUCGACCUCUUACUGGCCCUUCCGCCCGAGCUGCAGCUCAAGAUUCUCUCGUACCUCGACUUUGGUGACCUGGAGCGCCUGCGUCGGAGCAGCCGCUUCUUCCUCGCCCACUUGAGCCCCAAGCUCGUUCGCUCCCUGCUCAGACCCCAUUUCCGCUUCCACAUUCGCUACACAUGCCGCAUCUGCCUCGAGCAAUACUGGGAGGGCGGCGAGGCGCUCGUCAGCACCGAUGAACAUGACCCGCGCUUCCCUCUAUCCAGCCGCUGCAUCGACUGCGUCUGGAGGCAAAAGGGCUUUUUAGUCGGGAUAAAGUAUUUCAUGGCAAACAAUGCUGCCGUCUACGUCUGUCGCUGGUGUGGGACACCUGUUACUAGACAGCCUGCCUGGAACCAGCCCGAAUUUCACAAGAGGUGCUUCAAGCGUUACACAAAGGUAGUCUUUUUUUAUUAUGUGAUUGGUGUGGGCCAAUGGGUGGUGGUUUUCAUCGCCUCGGGCUUGUGCUGGCAUUACUUUCGAUCGCGCGCCAUGUGGGUGGUUGGUGUAGUCGUGGCCGGAUUCAUUGUGACGCUCUGGAAUUUUUGCCUCAAUUCCCUCCGCGGCACCAUUAUGAGAACAUACCACUUUGCGCUGCUCCUCGAAACCCUCAUCUUUGCCUCGUGGCUUGCACCGCUCCUCGAGCUCUCUCGCAUCAACCGUCGCCGCAUACCGCACCGCGUCAUGGACUCGUACGAGAAGGCCAUGGUUGUCUUUAUCAUGUUCAACCUCGUGUGCCGUGGCAUCAACAUGCUUGGCAACGCCAUCCUCUUGUGCGAGUACAAGCUGUGGCGCCACAAGAAGCCGCACAUGUCACCUGCCCGCAGCGCAUGGAUCCACACCAUGGAGGUGUUUAUGUUUUUUGUUGAGCCCCAGUGUGUUGAACAGGAAUAUCCAGCAACAUGGUGGUUCAGCAGACGCCGUCGUGUGCCGCGCGCACAGGACGCCUUUGAGCCAAUUGUGGGCAUUCAAAACUUUGACGAGGGCCCAGUGCCUUAUAAUCUGGAAGCUGGAGAGCAACAUUCACAGACAUUUGAUCAAUAG